CCGCGCCGCCCGCCUGAGGGCUAUAAAAGGGGUGAUGCAACGCUCUCCAAGCCACAGUCGCACGCAGCCAGGCGCGCACUGCACAGCUCUCUUCUCUCGCCGCCGCCCGAGCGCACCCUUCAGCCCGCGCGCCGGCCGUGAGUCCUUGGUGCUCGCCCGCCGGCCAGACAAACAGCCCGCCCGACCCCGUCCCGACCCUGCCCGUCCUCCGGACCCUGGCCGCCCCGAGCGGAGCCUGGAGAAUAAUAGAGGGAGAUGAAUUUAGCAACUACAUCGCUGAAGCUUCUCCCCCGGAAGUUGGACCCAAGCAAUGGGAAUGAGAAAGCAAAAUGAUGCUUCAACACCCAGGCCAGGUCUCUGCCUCGGAAGUGAGUGCUUCUGCCAUCGUCCCCUGCCUGUCCCCUCCUGGGUCACUGGUGUUUGAGGAUUUUGCUAACCUGACGCCCUUUGUCAAGGAAGAGCUGAGGUUUGCCAUCCAGAACAAGCACCUCUGCCACCGGAUGUCCUCUGCGCUGGAGUCAGUCACGGUCAGCGACAGACCCCUUGGGGUGUCUGUCACAAAAGCCGAGGUAGCCCCUGAAGAAGAUGAAAGGAAAAAGAGGCGGCGAGAAAGAAAUAAGAUUGCAGCCGCCAAGUGCCGAAACAAGAAGAAGGAGAAGACGGAGUGCCUGCAGAAAGAGUCAGAGAAGCUGGAAAGUGUGAAUGCUGAACUGAAGGCUCAGAUUGAGGAACUCAAGAAUGAGAAGCAGCAUUUGAUAUACAUGCUCAACCUUCAUCGGCCCACGUGUAUUGUCCGGGCUCAGAAUGGGAGGACUCCAGAAGAUGAGAGAAACCUCUUUAUCCAACAGAUAAAAGAAGGAACAUUGCAGAGCUAAGCAGCCGUGGUAUGGGGGCAAUUGGGGAGUCCUCACUGAAUCCUCAUUUUAUACCGAAAACCCUGAAGCCAUUGGAGAGCUGUCUUCCUGUGUACCUCUAGAAUCCCAGCAGCAGAGAACCAACGAGGCAGGAGGUCCUGAAAUGACUCAGUGGGCCCUUCCCAUUCUGCCCCAGAGUGGGUCUCGGACCAGGGCAAGUGCAUCCUUGCCUCAACUCCAGGAUUUAGGCCUUAGCACACUGGCCAUUCUUAUGUUCCAGAUGGCCCCCAGCUAGUGUCCUGCCUGCCUUUCAUCUGGAUUCUACAAAAACCAGGAUGCCCACCCUUAGGAUUCAUGCAGAAGUGUCUGUACCUUGGGUGGGAGGGAUGGGGCCAUCUCCUUCACCGUGGCUACCAUUGUCACUCGUAGGGGAUGUGGAGUGAGAACAGCAUUUAGUGAAGUUGUGCAAUGGCCAGGGUUGUGCUUUCUAGCAAAUAUGCUGUUAUGUCCAGAAAUUCUGUGUGCGAGAAAACUAGGCAAUGUGCUCUUUUGAUGUUUGUGUCACACAACACUGAUGUGACUUUUAUAUGCUUUUUCUCAGAUCUGGUUUCUAAGAGUUUUGGGGGGGUGCGGGGCUGUCACCACGUGCAGUAUCUCAAGAUAUUCAGGUGGCCAGAAGAGCUUGUCAGCCCCUGGAGAACAGAAUUCUCCCAGUGUUAACACAAAAUCCAUGGACAGCAUGAUGGCAGGUCCUCUGUUGCAAACUCAGUUCCAAAGUCACAGGAAGAAAGCAGAAAGUUCAACUUCCAAAGGGUUAGGACUCUCCACUCAAUGACUUAGGUCAGGAGUUCUGUCUAGGCUGGAAAAGCCAAAGGAUAUUCCAUUUUCCUUUCCUUGUGGUUAAAAACCACAGUCAGUGGAGACAUAUUUGGAAACCCCAGUCAGUGGCGCCUAGGUGGUGCCCAGGCUUCAGCAUUAUUGGAUGUCAAUAGCAUUGUUUUUGUCAUGUAGCUGUUUUAAGAAAUCUGGCCCAGGGCGUUUGCAGCUGUGAGAAGUCACUCACACUGGCCACAAGGAUGCUGGCUACUGUCUGUUAAAAUUCUGAUGUUUCUGUGAAAUUCUCAGAGUGUUUAAUUGUACUCAAUAGUAUCAUUACAAUUUUCUGUAAGAGAAAAUAUUACUUAUUUAUCCUAGUAUUCCUAACCUGACAGAAUAAUAAAUAUUGGAACCAAGACAUGGUAAA
Cercocebus atys (sooty mangabey) is the source of this 2097-nucleotide messenger RNA. It is a transcript of the gene ATF3, whose product is annotated as activating transcription factor 3. Gene Ontology annotation, cellular component: nucleus. The coding region runs from base 330 to 875 and encodes 181 amino acids. NCBI's taxonomy places the organism in Eukaryota, Metazoa, Chordata, Mammalia, Primates, Cercopithecidae. The record is from RefSeq and is a predicted model, not a curated record. Gene Ontology annotation, molecular function: RNA polymerase II cis-regulatory region sequence-specific DNA binding; DNA-binding transcription factor activity, RNA polymerase II-specific. The transcript is spliced from 5 exons. Gene Ontology annotation, biological process: regulation of transcription by RNA polymerase II.